Messenger RNA from Lemur catta (Ring-tailed lemur), 2583 nucleotides. It is a transcript of the gene GPC2, whose product is annotated as glypican 2. The transcript has 10 exons. The coding region runs from base 183 to 1925 and encodes 580 amino acids. Gene Ontology annotation, biological process: smoothened signaling pathway; regulation of signal transduction; cell migration. NCBI's taxonomy places the organism in Eukaryota, Metazoa, Chordata, Mammalia, Primates, Lemuridae. The record is from RefSeq and is a predicted model, not a curated record. Gene Ontology annotation, cellular component: plasma membrane; synapse; cell surface.
GCUCCCAUUGUCUCGGCAGAUGCCGCCUGGUCCAGCUAUCGUGCUCUGUGUUCAGUUUUCGGGGGUCGCGCUCUUUCUCUGGCCCGCGGAACGGUCCCGCGGCCGAAAACCGGAUUCCCGAGUUUGGGCGGCUCUUCUUUCCUCUUUAGGACCCACUUUGCUGUCCCAAGGUGGCUGCAGCUAUGUCCGCGCUGCGACCUCUCCUGCUUCUGCUGCUGCCUCUGUGUCCCGGUCCUGGUCCCGGACCCGGGAGCGAGGCAAAGGUCACCCGGAGUUGUGCAGAGACCCGGCAGGUGCUGGGGGCCCGGGGAUAUAGCUUAAACCUAAUCCCUCCCGCCCUGAUCUCAGGUGAGCACCUCCAGGUCUGUCCCCAGGAGUAUACCUGCUGUUCCAGUGAGACAGAGCAGAGGCUGAUCAGGGAGACUGAGGCCACCUUCCGAGGCCUGGUGGAGGACAGCGGCUCCUUCAUGGUUCACACACUGGCUGUCCGGCACAGAAAAUUUGAUGAGUUUUUUCUGGAGAUGCUUUCAGUAGCCCAGCACUCCCUGACCCAGCUCUUCUCCCACUCCUACGGCCGCCUGUAUGCCCAGCACGCCCUCAUAUUCAAUGGCCUGUUCUCCCGGCUGCGGGACUUCUAUGGGGAGUCUGGUGAGGGGUUGGAUGACGCCUUGGCGGAUUUCUGGGCACAGCUCCUGGAGAGAGUGUUCCCCCUGCUGCACCCACAGUACAGCUUCCCCCCUGACUACCUGCUCUGCCUCUCACGCCUCGCCUCCUCUACUGAUGGCUCUCUGCAGCCCUUCGGGGACUCACCCCGCCGCCUCCGCCUGCAGAUAACCCGGACCCUUGUGGCUGCCCGGGCCUUUGUCCGGGGCCUGGAGACUGGAAGAGAAGUGGUCAGUGAGGCGCUUAAGGUGCCGGUGUUUGGAGGUUGCAGCCAGGCUCUGAUGCGUCUGAUUGGCUGCCCCCUUUGUCGGGGGGUCCCCUCACUUAUGCCCUGCCAGGGCUUCUGCCUCAACGUGGUUCGUGGCUGUCUCAGCAACAGGGGACUGGAGCCUGAGUGGGGCAGCUAUCUGGAUGCUCUCCUGCUCCUGGCUGAGAAGCUCCAGGGUCCCUUUUCCUUUGAACUGGCGGCUGAGUCUAUUGGAGUGAAGAUCUCAGAGGGUUUGAUGUUUCUGCAGGAAAACAGCGUGAAGGUGUCAGCCCAGGUGUUUCAGGAAUGCGGCCCUCCUCACCCGGUGCCGGCCCGUAACCGCCGAGCCCCUGCGCCCCGGGAAGAGGCGGGCCGGCUGUGGACGCUGGUGGCCGAGGAGGAGCGGCCCACCACGGCAGCGGGCACCAACAUGCACCGGCUGGUAUGGGAGCUCCGCGAGCGGCUGGCCAGGAUGCGGGGCUUCUGGGCCCGGCUGUCCCUGACGGUGUGCGGAGAUUCCCGCAUGGCAGCGGACGUCUCGCAGGAGGCGGCGCCCUGCUGGACCGGGGCCGGGCGGGGCAGGUACUUGCCGCCCGUAGUCGGGGGCUCCCCGGCCGAGCAACUCAGCAACCCCGAGGUGCAGGUGGAUGUCUCGGGCCCCGACGUACCGACACGGCGGCGGCGGCUGCAGCUCCGGGCAGCCACGGCCAGGAUGAAGGCGGCCGCGCUUGGGCACGACCUGGACGGGCUGGACGCGGAUGAAGACGCCAGUGGCUCUGGAGGGGGACAGCAGUAUGCAGAUGACUGGAUGGCUGGGGCAGCAGCUGUGGCCCCCCCAGUCCGGCCUCCUCGGCCUCCGUACCCUCCUCGAAGGGACGGUUCCGGGGGCAGAGGAGGUGGCAGUGCCCGAUACAAUCAGGGCCGGAGCAGGAGUGGGGGGGUGUCUGUUGGUUUUCACACCCAACCCAUCUUUGUUCUCUCCCUCUCAGCCCUAUCCCUGCUUGGACCUCGAUAACAGGGGAGGGGCGCCCUAGCAUCAGAAGGGUUCGUGGCCAUUUCCCCUCCUCCCCCCUCAGCUGGGUCUGGGGAGGAGUAGGAAGGGGCUACAGAAAGGGUGAAGGGACUUCGCAGGUGAAUGGCUGGGGCCCCAAAUCCAGGAGAUUCCCAUUGUGGGAUUGGGGGUGGGUGGGUGUUCACAAUAUUUAUUUUUUCAUUUGGUAACUGGGGAGGGGGGCCCUGGGGGUAUUUAUUUAGGAGGGAGUGUGGUCUCCUUAGAGAGUGUGGCCUCCAGUCCUCUAAAGCUGGGGCUGAUGAUCAACCAACAAGGGAGAAAGGGAGGAGUUUUAGAGUUGCAUAGGCGAUGGGGCUUGAAGGAAGUUAGAAGUGGGGAGGGGUGGAACUCUAAUGGGGUGGGGGCACCUGGUCUCAAAAGGACAAAGCCAGGCACUGACAGGGUGCAGGGCAGGGGACUGGGGGUAUGUGAGUAGGAUGUGAGGUUCAGUGGGCCUGGGUUCUGUUGAGUUUUUUCAGUAUCCAUUUCUUAAAUGAAAAUAAAAAAAUACCUCAUCUCAUUAUCUCUGUCAUCCACGUCCUUCACAAACUCCAAGUUUCAUGUUUCAGUGUUUGAAUCAGUGUUCAGUGUUUAUUCUGCAAAUAAAUGGUAAUUUAUUGGA